Molecule: messenger RNA, 603 nt
Organism: Ostertagia ostertagi
Lineage: Eukaryota; Metazoa; Nematoda; Chromadorea; Rhabditida; Trichostrongylidae
Source: the annotation of a GenBank genome assembly
AUGCCGCCACCAAUGUUCAAUGGCCAAGCGCCUCCUCAACAACAGCCACCGACAUUUUUCCGUGGGCGUGGAGCUGCCCCUCCAGCCACAGCGACGCCCCCCGCCGCUGCACCUGCACCUGCACGUGGAGGCUUCGCACCACCACCAUUCCGUGGUCGUGGUGUUCCCUCCACCACGUGGCGGCUAUCCGGGAGCGCACAUCCGACGCCCAUGGUCGAUCAAGCGACGAGACUAAAAAGGCUUGCAAAUUGCGCAGAAGACGAGGAGUUAUGGGUGGAAGCCGAGUCACCGGAAGGGAAGCCGUACUUCUACCACUGGCAAACACGUGAGACAGUAUGGGAUCGCCCGGAAAAAGCUAAGAUCGUUGGUCAAACAGAACUUGCUGAAUUGAUUCAAAAAUCGAGUGAGGAGGAGAGGAAGGAACGGGAAGGUGAGCUUCAUUUUUCCCAUCUCCUAUCAGUAGGGACGACACUUUCAGCUAAUUUCAUGCUUCACGUUCUCGAUUUUUUGACACUACUUUUGCUUCAACUGUCGUUUUAUGGAGAAGGUGGUGCACGAAGAUACCGGAAGGAUUAUCAGGUUAGUGAUGAGCAGGUAACAUAG